AUGGAGUGCCGAACAAAUCGUUGCAGAAUCAAAACUCCUGAGCCAAUCUGUAAUUGUCAACCGCACGAAAUCUGUCACCAUGGCCAGUGCUAUCCAAACUCGCAGUGUACAUCAAUUUAUUGUGGCAAGGGAUCGUACUGUGUUGACGGCAAAUGCGUGAACGGAGUAGGCGUUGAUUGUCGUGAAGAAAACUGCCGUGGCGGAACUGUCUGCGUGAACGGAGUUUGUGUAUUGGAUCCAUGUCCGGCAAGGUGA
This is a messenger RNA of Cylicocyclus nassatus, 255 nucleotides long. The record is from the annotation of a GenBank genome assembly. NCBI's taxonomy places the organism in Eukaryota, Metazoa, Nematoda, Chromadorea, Rhabditida, Strongylidae.